AGAAGGCCAUUGCAACUUCCUUUCUUAGCUGCUAUUUGUCAGAAGAAGGCAGAACUUCAGCAUGUCGAUGACAUUUGUGUCUGGACGACAGCGUUCAGAACCUACUCAACAAACAGUUCAAUCGGUAGGUAGAAGAGCCGCUAAGCUUGUUGUAGUAUUACAGUCAGGAUUAACGUAAACUACAAGGCUUAAGCCUGUCAUAAUUUUUCAUUGAUAGCAUCAAUUGUUGUUUACACCUGUCUGUACAUUCCCUUUGAUCGAAGAUGUUUUUCUCGAAGGAUUUAGUCUUUGUAAAAUUAAUUUACUCUUUCACUUGCAUUGCAAUAUCAAUGUUUUAAAAAAUCGGGUUUUUCUUUAAACAAGAUUACUUUUUACUUAAAACUUAAAUUCGACUUUAAUUACUAUACAUCUUCCCUAUUAAAAUAAGAUGCUUUCAGCAAUUUUCUGAAUAGCUUAGGGAGCUUGUAAUGGUUACUUCGUCUCAAAGAAAUGAUAAACGUCUUCAUUCUCUGCAAUUAUGGGAGAUAUGUGACACGAUCUCUUUGUGUAAACAAAACUUGUGACGAUACUGUAGAUCGGUGAAAGUUGAAGGACGUUUACGAAACCUUGUGUUGUAUCUAGAAGGUACGGUAAGUAAUACAUCCCAUCGUGUGGUCUACGGUCAUGCGAGGGUUAUUAAUAUUCUGAGAUAUGUCUUUUUUCACUCUUAUGUUAUGAACACUCAGCUGUGAACAACCUGUUUCAGAAAUGUUCAAAUCAAGUCUCUCCAUUGCCUCUUUUGUGAGUGAAUAUUAGUCUGAAUAUAAGUGUCUGAUCUCAUGCACCAUAAUUUUUGUCUUUCAGCUUCUAGAUGAGAAUUCACAACUUAUUCAGGUAAAUAGGUGUACAUGCAUGUGUCUGUUUUAGUUCAGUUCAUAUCCCAGCAAACCAGUUUACUUUUGCAUGGCUUUCGUUACAGUUAUGGGAAGGUGCUCAUGACUAAUUGCCUGGGGUGCUUAUGUAUGGAAUCUGAGUUUAAGAGAAGGGCUUAAUCAUUAAGAGAAGAGGGGUUUAUUUGGAGAGUUAGAGUUAUGUAGUUUGCCUUAAAAAUCCAAGUUAAUGUAGCUGGCCUAUAAAACUUGAUAAAAAUCUUGUCCUCCAUGGAAGUUUUACAGCAUUUAGUCAAGGUUUAAAAAUGAGAGAAACAUUCAUAGAAGACUUGUUGCAUAUACAUGUACAGGUGCUUUGUAAGUAUGUGAGGUUAUUAACCAAAAGAAUGGGAAGAAAGCAAUCUGAUCUGCCUUCUGAACAAUUUGCUGUUAGUUGGCAGAUCCAAUUUUAAACAAAUUAUAAUAGCAGCAAAAUUAAAAUGGUGCUGUUAAAAAAUGUCUAGUGUUUUAAGUGAGGAGACAGUACUUAUUUGAGGAAAGUAAUUUAUUUUAAUUCUUGGGAAGGGAUGGGGUGUUCAAUCAAAUAUGCUCUUGGUGUAUACAUCAGUUUGUUGCAAUAAAUAUGACACUGCUAUACAAGAACAUUUUGGUUAGUAUUCACCAUUACAAAUUGUCUAUCCCUUCUGUAGGCUAUUGUUGAUUAUCAGAGUAAAGGGAAAGCAUAUGAGUGCACACAGUAAGUAGUAUCACUUUACAGAGAUUUUGUUCAUUAAAAAAAAAUGUUAAGUCUGUGCUCAAGCUGAGUGACUCAUCCGGCAUGAGUUAAUCCCAGUAUUUGAAGCACAGAAUGACUAGAAUUAUUACCACACCCCCCUGAAUGGGACGUUAGCCAUGCCAAGGCUACCCCCUCUACCUCCAUCAUUUUAUCAAGCUUUCCUGACAACUUGCCAUGGUCUCUGCCACAUUUCAUUCAGGGGUUACUCGUUUUACUUUCCUUCUAGAUGCAUGAAAUUAUCUGAUCAUUUUUUUUUGUUUCUUUGUUUUGUUUGUUUCCAGAUACCAGCAACUUUUGCAUCGUAAUCUGGUGUACUUGGCAACAUUAGCUGACUCCACUCAAAGCAUGCAGAACACAAUCCCAGUAUGUGAACCAUUAGUGAAAUGGCUUAACUGGGCAGCAUUAGAAUUUUAAGAAUUUUGAAUUGUUGUGGAUUUUGCUGAACACAAAAAUUUUCCCACCAAAAAAGUCUUGCAAACUUUAUGGCCCAAAAAAUGUUUCUACCUUCAGUCAAAUGAAAAAUAUUAAGUGGAAAUAAAUGUCAGCCCUUCAAAUUUGAUAAUGUUACUUUCCAAGUUAGGAGAGUCCUUUUUGAAAUUUGGAACAAAUUCAUGGAAAUUUACUAAAAAAUGUUGUCUCUGCAAAAAAAAAAAAAAAAAAAAAAAAAAGGAUAAAUACUCUGAUUGAUUGUCACUUUCAUUUUAUAUGGGUGUCAACCCUCCAUCAUUGGUUAUGAAAACAAAGGUGUUAGGUCAAUAGAGUACAAAACCUGUUUAAAGUUGCAUCACUAAAGUACCAGGAUCAGUUUUCAGAAUCUUUAUCUCUUUUAUUUUGAGAGCAGUGGAACACAGUUAGAAAUUCUGAUUGUAGCUGUUAGUCUCCCCUGCAUGUUGGUUGUAACAUUACAUUCCCUUGCUCAUGGACAUUCUGUCAACAGGCUCCUGGCUCACAGAGUAGUUCCAAUAGACCCCCAGCAUCUGCAACACCACCAUCUGGGGGUGGUAUGCACGGCCUUCCUGAUAUGACACCAAACUCUGGUACAUCCUCAGACAUGAUGCCAACUUCAGGAGGAUUGAAUGCUGGAAUGCCCUCAGGAAUGAAUGACCCAAUGAAAUCCAACAUGCCCCCACAACUGGGAGGAAUGAGUGGUCCUACCACUGCAGGAUAUGGUGCCAGUUCAGUUGGUGGGAUGGGACAGUCAACCUCAUCUCCUCCUCAACUUCAGCAUCCACCCAUGACAGCGCAGAGUCACAUGGGUUACCCAAAUCCCUCUCAAAGCCAACAGAGUCGACCGGUAGCUCCACCCACCAUGUCGGGACCAAUGGGAAAUUUACCUCCACAGGUUACACCCAUUCAGUCUCAUGCUCCUCCAGCUAUGGGUCAACACAUGAUGUCACAGAAUCAACCACAGUCUCAACAAUACAUGAUGCAGCAGAGGCAGAUGCAGUUCAGACAAGGUGCACCGCAACAGGUAACCCAACUUUUCCAAGUCUCGUAUUGCAAUUCUUUUUUCUUCCUUCAUGCUUUACUUCCCUUAUUUGUGUUUCUCCUUACUUGAAAAUUAAUGGUUUAACCAAUUUAUUUAUCUCCUUUGAAAUGUUUUUUUGCAGACAAAUAACACUGUUAAAUAAAAUGAUGAUCAUUAUCAUUGCAAAUUAUAUCAAAUUGCCUUAAAAUUUUAGACAUAAGAGAAUAAUGAUGAUAUCACUAUUGUUGUGUCGUGCAUGUAGAUGCCUCAGCAACAACAGUCGCUUUCACACAGUCAUCCUGGAUAUGGGCCACCUAGCUCAGGAGGUUUGCCAUCAACUGGUAUGAUGCCAGGGUAUCCCUCACAGCAGCAAACACAAAGAUUCAAUCCUUACAGACAGCCUCCUCAGCAACAAGGCUUGUCACACAUGCCAUACCCAACCCAGCAACAGCCAGGACAGUCAGUUAUGGGUCAGCAACCACCAAUGGGUCAGACACCUGUGGGACAGUCACCCAUGCAACAGCCACCACUUGUAUAAUGUGACUUGUCACAAGUCUGUAAUGUGACACAAUUUGUUACAAGAUCAUGUGACUGAAAUAGUUACAAAUUUAUGUUGCAAACAUGGUUGUGGAGGUGUUACACCCAGUUUGAUAAGAUCUGGAUCAGAAGUACCACUGCCCUCAUGACAUAUGUUCUAGCUCUGCAAGUGUAUCAGCCACAACACAUCAUCUGAAUGUCUACCAUGAGGUUCUUUAGAAGACUCUCUCAGGAAAAUAUAUCCUAUGCUAGCACCAAACUGACUCUAUUAAGAGGAUAAGGUUGUUUUAUUUAUCAGAAAUCACUUGGAAAUUAUAAAUCUUUCUUGUCAAAUGCUUUCUAUAACCUCUCCUCUGCUCUUUCACCACUUGCCCUUGUAAUAUGGUUCAGAAAGUACCCUUGUUGAAACAAAUGCUUUUGUGUUUACAAGCCUGGGUUAAUAGGUCACAUUGAAUAUUUAAAACUUCCUGUAAAUAAUAUUUAGAUUUCAUGGGUUACUUCAGUACAGUAAGUUGUGUUUUGUUUGCACAAAGGCAAGGUAAACAAAAAUUAGCAGAAAAUUUUCUUUUAAGAAUUUGAGAUAUUUAAUCUUGUAGGAACAAAGGUUUGUCACCAGAGAUGCUGAAAUCUAUUUUGGGAACAAUUUUUGCAAUUUUCUGUUUAAGCAGAAGAUGAAGAUGGUAAAAGCGUAAUUUUUCUAGAGUCCAACUUCAGGUUAACAGGAGGACUAAUAAGUAAUUAUUUGAAGUUGAGCUUGAUAUCAUGAAUGAUUAAUGCCAAGGUUGGAGUUAUUGUGCUCAAACCAAAGGCUUGGGCAGAUAACACAGACACAAGGUUUGAUAAUUCAUGAUAUCAUGCAAAAACAGAAUUCAGUAAUUGUUUUAUUAUACAUUUUUAAACAAUUUGCAAAAGAAGACACCUCUCUCCAAGUUGGCAAAAGUUUGAGAAUGCUACAGAUGAGGAGCUUGGAAAUUAGUCAGACUUUGAACUUGACAUGAUAUCUACAGAUAUUGGGUUAUUAUGUUAACUUCAUGUGCUGUUGUAUAUUGACUGUAUGCUCUCAACCAAUCAGAGUUUUCCCAGUAAGUCUAGUGUAUAAUAACCAAGAUCAUCAGUUGAGUAUUGUGUGGAAAAGGUUUGGUGACAGGAUCUGGACUGAAUGAAAACAUAAUGGUGUUGUCAUGGGCAACCAUCCUUGUUUCUAAUGGUAACCGAGUCUCAUAUUGUAUCCCAAGAGCCACACGUCAACAAUGACCCAAAAGAACUCGACAUUGCCAGUGGAAACUGAGCCAUUUGCUUGUUACAAACAGAUUUAACAUCAAAUCAUGAUCACUAAACUUCUGUUGUCUCUCUCGAUUGAAAAUCAUAGUUGUAGUAAGAGUGGAAAUAAAAGAAUACAAGUUGACAUUUGACUUCCAUGCCAAGUUUUUGUCAGGCUGAAAGUAGUUAUUUAAUUGGGCAUGUCAAUUUCUGAAUCUAAUCUAUGUACACCAAGUAAAGUUUAGAGACCCAGGCACUCAAAACUACUGAAACAGUGAAAUGAAAACUUAGUUUGGUUUAGUUUGGUUUGAACAUGAAUGGGGUGAAAUGUCACGAAUAACUUUUGUGAAAUCUACUUAGAUAAAUUAUAUACUGCACUUGGCUUAAGUGCAGGGGCAUUUACAACCAAUAACCCUGCAGAAGCCUGGUACUUGAAACCAUCUUUGGUCCAACUUUAUCAGAGCAAGAAAACCUGCCUAAGGAGUUUAUUCUAUUGUUUGUGAAAGUCAUUCUUUUUGUCUUAAGGAGCCAUGUUUGUAGGAUGGAAGAUUGCAACAGUUGUGAAAUAAAGAUUCUCUACCUCACAAACCAUUGCAGUCCUCAAGUAACCAUUUUCACAAGAAAAUGCUAGAAAAUAGAUUGUCACAGCC
Messenger RNA from Pocillopora meandrina, 5559 nucleotides. The record is from the annotation of a GenBank genome assembly. Lineage: Eukaryota; Metazoa; Cnidaria; Anthozoa; Scleractinia; Pocilloporidae.